GGCCCCCAAAGAGGACAUGCUGCCGCCUGGCUGGGAGGAUCUGAACAGGUAGGUAACAAGGUACCACCAGCCUUGGCACACUUCGCCCUGUGUUUCUUCUUUCCUCUCUGUUCUCCUGCUGCAGUUAGUAAAAGUAACUCUGUUGCCUAUUUCUCUUUCCGGCCUGUUUCCCUACUAAGUAGUACCUAGCUAGGUAUCUACCUGCCUACUAUCUACUACCUAGUAGUUUGGCAGAUGGGGCAGCUCUUUAUGAUGGGAUUUGAUGGAACGUCCGUUAGCCCUCAGAUCCGCUCCCUUAUCGAGAACUACCACUUGGGUUCGGUUUUACUGUCUGCCAAAAAUUUGAAAUCUGCGGAAGAUGCGACGCGACUGGUCCUUGAGCUUCAGACCAUUGCUCGGGAUGCCGGUCAUCCGGUGCCUCUGCUCAUCGCCUUAGACCAAGAAAAUGGAGGCGUGAACAGCCUAUAUGAUGAUAUUUAUAUUCGACAGUACCCUAGCGCUAUGGGAAUUGCCGCAACUGGGUCAAAAGCUCUGGCGCAUGAAGUUGCAACGGCCACAGCCCAAGAGCUCAAAGCUGUCGGUGUCAAUUGGAUCCUUGGCCCUGUUCUAGACGUGUUGACAAACGUACGAACUCAGCCCUUGGGCGUGCGCACCACAGGUGAUGAUCCUCAAGAGGUAUCCCAGUAUGGUGUGGAAUCCAUGAAAGGUUAUCAGAAGGCUGGGUUGGUGACAUGUGGCAAGCAUUUCCCUUCAUAUGGUAAUUUGGAGUUUCUCGGAUCUCAAACGGACGUACCCAUUAUUACCGAGUCACUGGAGCAGCUCAGUCUAACCGCAUUGGUGCCCUUUCGAAAUGCCAUUGUCCAUGGUCUGGAUUCCAUGAUGGUUGGGGGCGUUUCGAUGUCCUCGGCUGGUGUUAACGUGAUGCAUGCCUGUCUCAGUGAGCAGGUAGUUGAUGAUCUUCUGCGGAAGGAUUUGAAAUUCGAAGGCGUAGUCGUCUCAGAGUGCCUGGAAAUGGAAGCACUUACACAUAAUAUCGGCGUCGGCGGCGGAACGGUGAUGGCGAAAAACGCGGGCUGUGACAUCAUGCUCCUCUGCCGGUCAUUCCAAGCGCAGCAGGAGGCCAUCAAUGGCUUAAAGCUCGGCGUCGAAAAUGGCAUUAUUGGUCGAAUGCGCAUAGAGCAGUCAUUGCGCAGAGUCCUCACCCUUAAAUCGAAGUGUACGUCUUGGGAGCAGGCCCUCAACCCCCCCGGUCUUCCUUCUCUCAUACAGAUGCAACCAUCCCAUACCAACCUCUCCAAGAGGGCAUAUAACAGCUCCAUAUCGGUUGUACGGGAUAAGAAGGUUCUCCUGCCCCUUUCCAACAUUGUUGAACCGAACGAAGAGUUGCUCCUUUUGACCCCGUUGGUAAAACCGCUUCCCGCUUCCGCCGUGUCUCGCUCUGUGACUGAGCAUUCGAAUAUGUCCCUCGACCCAAUCGCCUGGGAUCGGACGGCUUCAGUACUCAGCGGUGAAAGUGUGUUCAAGGAGCUCGGGAGGUCUCUAUCCCGGCAAAGAAGUGGCCGUGUCCUUCACACAUCCUACACUGCUAACGGCGUCCGCCCGAUUCACGAAAACCUCAUAGACCGGGCUAGUGCAAUCAUCGUCGUCACUGCAGAUGCCAACAGAAACCUGUAUCAGCAUGGUUUUACUAAACAUAUCUCCAUGAUCUGUAGGUCGCAGUUUUCUCCUUCUGGGGAGCCUUGUGAAAAGCCUCUUGUUGUCGUCGCUGCUAGUUCUCCGUACGAUUUCGCGAUGGAUCCGUCCAUCGAAACAUAUGUUUGCACCUAUGAUUUCACUGAGACAGCUCUGGAGGCCCUGGUUAAAGUUCUAUACGGGGAGCUGAACCCCGUCGGUUCGCUGCCAGGUUCUAUCAGCCGCAGUCAGAAGCUUCAUCAGGCCAGACAACACUGGCUAGUGGAAAAUUGGAAUGAGGAUAGGGACGCACAUGCUCUAGAUUCCCUUUUGACAGCCGUCAGAGAGGAUUGCGGGCAGGGGCAACGGUCUGAGUUGUUGGGCGUAACAUCGAGUAGCUUCCUGCUCCGGCGGGAAGAGAUUGAUGAAGCGCAUUUUGUUGUCCGGAAUAGCAGUACACAGGCCCUGUACGGAUUCUGUUCCACAUAUUCCUUCCGGUCUACAGGCACCGGCGUCAUUGGAUCCUUGAUAGUUCACCCUGCGAGGCGAAAGCUGUCGAUUGGUAAUUCACUCCACAACCGGGCUAUCCGAACCCUUCUUCAGCGACAAGGGAUGAAAAGGUUCCAACUAGGCUCUCGACUACCUGGAAUAUAUCUAGGUAUCCCAUCGGCGAACCCAGUAGAGCGGAAGAGGUUGCGGCAGUGGUUUGCAAACUUGGGUUGGAAUACCGCUCUUUCACGGCCUGUUUGCAGCGUGGUGCUGCGCAACCUGCCUUCCUGGGUGCCGCCCGAUGGACUUAUUCACGGACUCCAGAGCCCAGACGUGGCCUAUGACCUUGUUUAUGGAUGGGAUUACGCUGAAUCCAUUCUUCACCAUGUCAAGACCAACUCGCGACAAGGGGUAAUAGACAUAUACAGAGUAGCACUGGGGGGGGCACCGAAUUGUGGAAUCAUUCGGGCAACACGGCCCAUUGACGGGGCUAUCCUGGGCAGUGUAGUCGUAUACAAUGGACAAGCAGUUUUGGCGGAGCAUAUGCCGGUAUUGAGGUCUACGCAGGUCUUAGCAGGCGGCAUCUCGUCGCCAGUCAUUUCACCAUCAGUGGGCGAGUACGCUACGGUCAUGCAGGGGUUGAUUCUGCUGGGGAUUAAGCAAGUCCGGAAGCACGGCGCUGAGGCUGUAAUUAUGGAUUGUGUAAGUGACCAUUCCUCUCCUGGCUUGUUUGCAGUGGAGCCUUCCAUGUUGACAGAUUGAGAUGUAGGUUGACGGCGACAGCAAUUUCGAUUGCUUGUCAGGGAUGGGCUUCGUCACUCUGCACAGCUU
Messenger RNA from Aspergillus heteromorphus CBS 117.55, 2991 nucleotides. Its product is annotated as putative beta-N-acetylglucosaminidase. Lineage: Eukaryota; Fungi; Ascomycota; Eurotiomycetes; Eurotiales; Aspergillaceae. Gene Ontology annotation, biological process: peptidoglycan turnover; carbohydrate metabolic process. The transcript is spliced from 3 exons. The record is from RefSeq and is a predicted model, not a curated record. Gene Ontology annotation, molecular function: hydrolase activity, hydrolyzing O-glycosyl compounds; acyltransferase activity, transferring groups other than amino-acyl groups. The coding region runs from base 235 to 2922 and encodes 895 amino acids.